AUGACAAAGUGGUAUCCGCCCGUUCAGCAUACCUCAUCUUGCGAUGUCAUUGUGGCCUUACGAACAGAUCAGACAUUACCUGUCAAGCGCAUGGCCAAACGACAACGAUCGCAACCACUAAAAUCGGGUCUCACACCUAUCCGACGGUCCGUUCGUCCACGGUCUUCCAGUGCUGGUCCAAGCACCAUUGCUAUUCCCAACGAAUUCAUUGCGCGCUGGAUGUGUCACAAAGCUGUUCUCGCCCGUUCGUCGUACUACUUUCAUGGGAUGUUUCAGGAUCAAUUUCACGAAUCCAAAUCAGCCAUCGUUUCACUUCCUCGCAGCGUCUUUGGUAUCGCUUCACUGAAUUGCAUCUUUCAUUUCAUGUACACGCAAACCCUCGAAUUACCGACCAACCAACAAUUAGCGUUGGAACUGCUCCAAGAGGUGUAUUCAGGCGCCGAUUACCUCGGAAUGACCGAAUUAUGCAAAAUGAUAGGCCAGCAAUGGGAUCAACUUGUCCAUCAGUGGACAUGCUACUGUGCAAGCUGCCAAACCUUGGUGCCCCAAUUAUUGGCCUUUAGCCAAUACCGCCUUGAAGAAGAAGAUAAAAGUGACAAUAUUAUGGCUAAAAUCAGCCAAGAUGCUCAAGUGAUUCUCACGUGCGAUCCUGAUAAAUCACUGCAAUCGUUUUGGACCAGUCGUGACAUGGCUCAACUGCCUAAUUUACAGACGUUGUCACCCCUCAUUCUGAACAAAAUUGGAAAAUGCAACGCAAUUGAAUCCCUCUAUGCAUGCUACAUUGCCUCGCAAAAGCUGGCCGAAAGUGAUCCGUUGCUGUCGUGGAGCCAUUCCCUCCAUGCUACCUUGGCCUCGGCGCAGUCCCGUGCCACUCAUAUCAUUGCCAAAAAUUUUAAUUUCUAUUGUUCUCAAUAUCCUGCGCUAAUGUCAUGCAUUGAUGGUAUCACGUACUCAGUUGACUUUCUCGAAUAUCUUUUGUUACAGGUCCUCGAGGAUCAAAUGGAUUCCGAUAAUGCAGGACUGCUCUACCAAGGCAUCGUUCGCGAUCUCAUGUGCCGUCACACCGUUCAAAUCAAUCCCGAAGUCAAAUAUGUUCUCAUCAUCGCUAGAGAAAUGGCCAUCCGAUACAUUGGUCGACAGCUAGACCAAAUCAGGGAAAAAGGCAAUCUGAAUAAACUUGAUGCAACCACCGUCAGAAUGCUGGCUGAGGAUCUUUUUAUGAAUCCUGCCGCUUUACUUGGACCUCGCAAAUCCAGAAAACAAAGGAUCCUCGCUUUUCUCAAACCUUCCGAUCCACGCAUCACCAUGCGCGUAUCCCGUCAUCCCUCCCAGCAAACCACCACCACCACCGGCAGUCGCGCUCGUACCAUCGAGAGUUUCCACAGUUGCAAAGAUUCGCUCUGCGGAUUUAUGAAAAAAAUAUGGCGGUAUCGAAAGAAACGGUAUCCGGAUACUCGACUAUCAGGACGACGAUCAGCUGUCAUGGCUGAUGGACGCAACAGUUCACGGCUCAUGGCGACGCGUCAUUACUCUCAUAUUUCCACCUAUUCCAGUAUCAACGAGCGGACCCUGAUAGGUGAAGCAGAUCUUCGUCUUGAACGUAAAUUAUCGUCAUCAAGUUACUCACACAUGCUGUGGCCCGGUCCCACACCCACCAAACGAACGCUGGCCGAGAAACUGCUACCAUCGCUCCUGUUCCCGAAAAUUUCGAUGCGACACACUCACUCACUGAAGCUGUCCAUGAUGAUCACGGUUGGAAAACGAGUGCAGUUAAUUCGACGGCCCGUGCUGACCGUCGGCACCGUCGCCUACAUUGGACACGUAGUAUUUGCAGAAGGCAUUUGGGUCGGGGUAGAAUUGGAUCGCAGAGUGGGAAAAAAUGACGGAUCCAUUGACGGUCAUCGCUAUUUCAAGACAUCACCCAACCGAGGCAUCUUUGUUCGAAUGGAAGACGUUAGCGUCAUUGUAUGA
Messenger RNA from Radiomyces spectabilis, 1971 nucleotides. RefSeq lists its product as uncharacterized. The record is from RefSeq and is a predicted model, not a curated record. Lineage: Eukaryota; Fungi; Mucoromycota; Mucoromycetes; Mucorales; Radiomycetaceae. The transcript has 3 exons. Gene Ontology annotation, molecular function: protein binding. The coding region runs from base 1 to 1971 and encodes 656 amino acids.